GCUCCCCUUAACUCUGAAGCCUUCCCCACUUCUUCAUCUCCAUAUCCUACACUCUCCCCUCUGCAAUUCACAGAAAAAGUUUCAUACUUUAUAUACUCAAUCCAAAUUCAAUCGCACACGGGCAUAGAUACCGGUCAUACCAACACUGGUAUUGCGAGGAGGAAACCUACAGGCUGAAAUUAGAGCCAUACUCACUGAACCCUUUCCUUUUAUCGGAUUGCAAGCCGAGGACAGAAUGAGCGUGAAGGUGCCUUCAAAGCAGACCAGCACUCGCGUAGGUAAGUACGAACUUGGGAGGACCUUAGGUGAGGGCACUUUCGCUAAGGUCAAGUUUGCCAAGAAUGUGGAAACCGGCGAUAGUGUCGCCAUUAAAAUCCUUGAUCGUGAGCAAGUCCUUCGUCUCAAGAUGGUCGAGCAGUUGAAAAGAGAAAUAUCAACAAUGAAGUUGAUCAAACAUCCAAAUGUCAUCAAAAUCUACGAGGUUAUGGCCAGCAAACGAAAGAUCUACAUUGUUCUUGAGUUUGUUGAUGGAGGGGAGCUCUUUGACAAAAUUGCCACUCAGGGGAGACUUAAAGAGGAUGAAGCCAGGAGAUAUUUCCACCAGCUCAUCAAUGCUGUGGAUUACUGUCACAGUAGAGGAGUAUCCCAUAGAGAUUUGAAGCCUGAGAACCUUCUCCUUGAUUCACUUGGUGUUCUUAAAGUUUCAGAUUUUGGACUGAGUGCAGUAUUGUCGAAUCAAAUACGGGGGGAUGGGCUGCUUCAUACUGCAUGCGGAACCCCAAACUAUGUUGCCCCUGAGGUUCUCAAAGACAAAGGUUAUGAUGGUACAGGCUCCGAUGUUUGGUCUUGUGGGGUCAUUUUAUUUGUUCUUAUGGCUGGAUACCUUCCUUUUGACGAGCCAAGCUUUAUGGGUCUGUAUGGAAAGAUUUGCAGUGCUGACUUCACAUUUCCAUCAUGGUUCUCUUCUGGUGCAAGGAAACUGAUAAAGCGCAUUCUUGAUCCCAACCCUGUUACACGGAUAACCAUACCAGAAAUGUUAGAAGAUGAAUGGUUCAAAAAAGGAUACAAGCCUCCUCAGUUUCAGCAGGAAGAUGAUGUAAAUCUUGAUGAUGUUGAUGCCGCUUUUGAUGACUCAAAGGAGCAUCUAGUAACAGAAAGGAAAGGGAAACCUGUCUCAAUGAAUGCUUUUGAGCUUAUUUCUAAAACCCAGGGAUUUAGCCUCGAAAAUUUGUUUGCGAAGCAGGCGGGUAUUGUGAAGCGAGAAACUCGUUUUGCUUCUCAUAGCCCCGCGAAAGAAAUUAUGUCUAAAAUUGAGGAAGCUGCUAAGCCUCUGGGUUUUAAUGUUGAUAAGCGAAACUACAAGAUGAAGUUGAAAGGUGAUAAAAAUGGGAGGAAGGGUCAGCUCUCUGUUUCCACUGAGGUGUUUGAGGUGGCACCAUCAUUGCACAUGGUGGAGCUCCGGAAAGUUGGCGGUGAUACACUGGAGUUUCACAAGUUUUAUAAAACUUUCUCGUCAGGGUUAAAAGAUAUAGUCUGGAAAUCUGAAGGAACCAUAGAAGGACUGAAGUCCUAAUAGGAACUGCCGCAUUGGGUCCAUUAAUUUAUUCGCAGUUAUUUACUUAUUUUAGCUUUACAUGGGCGUUCAUGAAUCUGCAAAUUGGGUGCGAUGCAAGCAAGUUGGUUGGAAGAAAUGAGCGUUAAGUGGGCCUGCUUCCUCCAACACAUUCUCGUCCAACCAUUUUUUCCCUCUCCUAUUAAAUUCUUGAACUAAAUCCACCAUGUUUUGUCAACAGCAGACAGUGAUGUAAUAGGAGAAUCCUCCAUUUUGGCCUUUAAGAGGUAUUAGCUAGCUUUUGUAAUUUUUUUUCUUUCUUACAAACCUUACCCAAAUAUUGGUGUUAAAUUAAGAUUGCGCUGGAUUUACCUUUUCA
Manihot esculenta (cassava) is the source of this 1931-nucleotide messenger RNA. RefSeq names its product CBL-interacting serine/threonine-protein kinase 9. Lineage: Eukaryota; Viridiplantae; Streptophyta; Magnoliopsida; Malpighiales; Euphorbiaceae. The record is from RefSeq and is a predicted model, not a curated record. Bases 236 to 1573 code for a protein of 445 amino acids. Gene Ontology annotation, biological process: signal transduction; protein phosphorylation. The transcript is spliced from 15 exons. Gene Ontology annotation, molecular function: ATP binding; protein kinase activity.